CCUACUUCAAACAGCUCCAAAGCAAGCGACCGAAASAAACCAUUAUGCUUUCAGUUUCGUCGCCCUUGCUGCGUCGACCGCAACGAAGUAUCCGCAGACGCCACCGAAGUGAGGGGAAUGAAUGYGGAUCUCCGUCAUUUUCUCCGCGCCACCUUUUGUUUGUUGGAAUAUUUCUGGUUUCGGCUUGCUUCUCGACUCCGUGCUCAUCGUUCCAGAUUGCUCUACAGAGUCAACGCCACCAGCACUGGCGUCAAAAGAAAAACAGGCCAGCGUUCAAUGACAAAAAUGCCAAGGUUCAAGAAACAAGAACCCCUSCAUCAUCGAUUUUGCGGUCCACGGGUAAAAAUGACGAAUCCUUCUCCCUCUCCUCUGCGCAUAAASAUAUUGUAAGCGGAGAAUCUCUGUCGCAAUCGUCAGAUGCAAACACCAACCUUUCGUUCGACGACGUCGCCGAGUCUCCGGCCCCGCCGUUGAAUUACAAAAAGUAUUUAACAAUGCAGGUCGGUAGUUCCUAGGUGCCGUUGUUUGUAUGCUUGGCAUGUAGUAUGGAGAUUGUCUGAUUGCUUCCUACGCGUGCAAUUUUUUUGUUUACGCAACUYUCUGACAAUACAUCGUUUCUUGAUUUCAAAUCAAAAUUCCAUUCUCCUCUGACACACAGAAAAAGAGGGUACCAGUAACCAUACGGUAUUCGGCCGAUUCGGGGCUGAAACCGUAUUAUUUGACCGUCGCCAAGCGUGUAAAGGACCUUUAUCCCGACGUCCUCAUCGAGCGGAUCAAGAUCGAUGACGGUGGCACCGAAGAUGGCGGCGGCGAUCCCAAAUACAGGGAGACGGGAACUUUCGAGGUUGCGGUGGACGGAAAACUAGUGGUCCGAACACAGCGGAGCUCCCACAAAAGCAUCUACGUGAGCAUGAGCGAGAUGGACGCGGCGAUUCUGCGUGCCCGCAAGCGCCGGCGUCCGUCAACGGUGUACGGGGAGAACGGAAUCGCUGCCACUCCCGUGAAGGAUCAGCUUGUGAAGGCUCGCCUUGAGGCUCUCAAACAAAAGGCCAGGGAGCUCCAGCGCACCAACCGAGAGGAUCAAAGCGAGGAGAAGGCCGUGUCGGAAUAAAUAUAGAACACAUCAAUCGAAAAUCAAACUUGUAACAAAACAAGGAAUAGUGGUGAUUAAAWUAAAUAAUGACAGCUAUCAUCAAAAACUUUCAUGAAAUAACGAUAAUAGAGCUUUUAGACACUU
Molecule: messenger RNA, 1237 nt
Organism: Pseudo-nitzschia multistriata
Lineage: Eukaryota; Bacillariophyta; Bacillariophyceae; Bacillariales; Bacillariaceae
Source: the annotation of a GenBank genome assembly